CAACAGUUGACAGCAUGGCGGCCAGCACAGUGGAUUCGGAAAUCACAAAAAGUGAUAAAUAUUCAAUAUUAUUACCAACUUACAACGAAAGAGAGAAUCUACCUAUCAUUAUAUGGCUAAUUAUUAAAUAUCUGGACGGAAGUGGAAUAGAUUUCGAAGUGAUAGUAAUAGAUGAUGGGAGCCCCGACGGUACAUUGGAUAUAGCAAAACAGUUGCAAGACAUCUAUGGAUCUAAUAAAAUAGUCCUUCGUCCUCGUGAAAAAAAGUUGGGCCUAGGAACUGCCUAUAUACACGGAAUCAAACAUGCUACCGGCAAUUUUAUUAUUAUUAUGGAUGCUGAUUUAAGUCACCAUCCAAAAUUCAUACCAGAAUUCAUAGAACUACAGAAAGAACAUGACUAUGACAUAGUGACUGGUUCCCGCUAUAUUAGUGGUGGUGGAGUGUAUGGAUGGGAUUUCAGGAGGAAGCUGAUUUCCAGAGGAGCAAAUUUCCUCACACAGACACUCCUUAGACCUGGUGUUUCUGAUUUAACUGGCUCUUUUAGAUUAUACAAAAAAGAUGUGCUACAAAAAUUAGUGGAAAGCUGUGUGUCAAAAGGUUAUGUGUUCCAGAUGGAAAUGGUGAUAAGAGCAAGGCAGCUAAACUUCACUAUUGGAGAAGUGCCAAUAACUUUUGUAGAUAGAGUGUACGGUGAAUCCAAGUUAGGAGGUACUGAGAUUGUGCAGUUUGUGAAAGCCCUAUUAUAUUUAUUUGCUACUACAUAAUAUUUUUUAUAUUAAAACGUUAAGAACUUAUGUAUGUCUUAUUAUCUUUUUUGUUUAAAUACUUUAUACUCGUUUAAGCAUUUAAAUUUUUGGUGGAAAUGGUAUUUUGAGUCAAUUACCCAUAAAUACAAUAAUUGUCAAGAUUGACUAUAUAAUAGUACUUGUUGGGUAUAUAAUUGUAUCUUUGUAUACACUAGACUCAACCACUUAUAUUAUAGUUCUAAUAAUUCAAUUGGGACACACCCAUUGAGUGCUUACAUCAAAAGUUAUUAUAUUAAUACAUAUUACUAAAUAAACGUUUUGUAUUAUUUCAAAUAACUUGUUGUUUUUUAAAAAUAUAGUGAACUAGGCCAAGGUUUCCUUUAUAGCAAAAUUUUGGUGCUGACAACACUUAGGAAAACAUAAUAUUAAUAGAUACAUUACUAGAAGUAAAAACACUCAAGCCUGAUACUCUACAGUCUAUUGAAUGAUAAUGAUUAAUAUUAUUUAUAUGUACUUUUUUAUGUGUCUGAUACUCUGUAAAAUUUGAUUGAAUAAAUGGUCCAUUAGUUAUAUUUUCACAGAUAAAUUAGUACAAUUAUAUAAGUAACUAUAUUUGUAUAUUAUGGAAAUAAAUAAUUUGUAUAAAA
This is a messenger RNA of Colias croceus (clouded yellow), 1393 nucleotides long. It is a transcript of the gene Dpm1, whose product is annotated as dolichol-phosphate mannosyltransferase subunit 1. Lineage: Eukaryota; Metazoa; Arthropoda; Insecta; Lepidoptera; Pieridae. Gene Ontology annotation, biological process: protein O-linked glycosylation via mannose; GPI anchor biosynthetic process. The transcript is spliced from 5 exons. Gene Ontology annotation, cellular component: endoplasmic reticulum membrane. Gene Ontology annotation, molecular function: dolichyl-phosphate beta-D-mannosyltransferase activity. The record is from RefSeq and is a predicted model, not a curated record. Bases 15 to 764 code for a protein of 249 amino acids.